UUAAGGUGGAGGUGCUGCACAAGCCUUUCCUCUGCCACCGGCGUACCAAGUGGGGGGACUUGAUGCUGGUUCACUACGAGGGCUUCUUGGAGAGGGACGGAUCCAUGUUUCACUCGACUCACAAGCACAACAAUGGUCAACCUAUGUGGUUUACACUUGGCAUCAGGGAAGCUCUCAAAGGCUGGGACAGAGGGCUGAAGGACAUGUGUGUGGGAGAGAAACGGAAGCUGACCAUUCCACCAGCCCUUGCUUAUGGAAAAGAAGGGAAAGGAAAAAUUCCACCUGAGAGCACCUUGAUUUUCAACAUUGACCUUCUAGAAAUUAGAAAUGGACCAAGGUCUCAUGAGUCAUUCCAAGAGAUGGAUCUUAAUGAUGAUUGGAAACUAUCCAAGCAAGAGGUGAAAAUUUACUUGAAGAAAGAAUUUGAAAAGCAUGGAGCAGUGGUAAAUGACACCCAGCAUGAUGCUUUGGUGGAAGACAUAUUUGAUAAAGAGGAUGAAGACAGUGAUGGGUUUAUAUCUGCAAGGGAAUUCACGUACAAACAUGAUGAGCUGUAGAAAGAAAAGAGUGGCAUAACUUUUUUGGACACAAAUAGCAGUGACUUAGACUGUCUGGUUCUCCUGUCAUCUUAAUUCUGUGCUUUGGAAUUGACAAUUGCUGUUGGCAAAGAAACACUUUGUUUAUAUAAAAGAGAAUUUCUGUUUGUUAUGUACAAAUGUUUUAAACUGUUUUAAAGUGUGAAAAUGUUCCUCCUCUUACACAGCGAAGACUUGCACAUCAGUGUUUUUAAAGUUUUGUAUUAAAUUAUUUUUCAGAAAUGAAACAAACUUUCCAUUUAUCAUUCAUUAUGAAAAUCAAAAUCCAGUUCAGUGACUUUCUGUGAUGUGUGUGCCAACAUCACUUUCAGCAGCUACCUUACAUAUUACUUGUAGUCUGUGGCUUAAUUACUUGACCUUCCUUCUGGAGUGUCACUGCUUAAAAAGCAGUUUGCUGACCUUGGGUUUUUUUCCUGCAGAUUUUCAAAAGAUGUAGUAGAAGGCAUCAACAUCUCUGUAUGGCUGAGAAACUGAUACAAAGCUGAAUGAGAAGAAUAAUUAUCAUGUGCUGAUUUUGCCCUUCUAAAGGGAGAGUGUUACCACCCAUGCCAAUAAUUGUCUGCAUUUUUCAUUAAAUUUUCUGAAGAAAGCAGGA
Molecule: messenger RNA, 1191 nt
Organism: Zonotrichia albicollis (white-throated sparrow)
Lineage: Eukaryota; Metazoa; Chordata; Aves; Passeriformes; Passerellidae
Gene: FKBP14
Product: FKBP prolyl isomerase 14
Molecular function (GO): calcium ion binding; peptidyl-prolyl cis-trans isomerase activity
Source: RefSeq, a predicted model, not a curated record